UUUGAAGUCCUCUGAAGUUAGCUUACGUAAAGUGCCAUUACAGAGCAACAACAUGUUGCUUAAAUAUUUGGGCAAUGUCAUGUCCCCGCAGGAUUAUGAGAAUAGAGUAGUGGGUAUAGUUUGGUCUCCAAAUAGCUUGAAGCUAGCUGUAGCUUUAUCCGAUCGUUUCAUUUACCUCUUUGAUGACAAUUGCGUGAAGCGAGACAGGUUUUCCACAAAACCUGUUGAUUCUAAGUUUGGAAAGAAGAGUUACUUAAUCAAGGGCAUAGCCUUUUCCCCUGACUCGACUAAAAUAGCAGUGGGUCAAACUGAUUGUAUCAUCUAUGUCUACAAAAUUGGAGAACAAUGGGGAGAUAAGAAAGUAAUCUGCAACAAGUUUCGCCAGAGUUCAUCAGUGACUUGCCUAAUAUGGCUCAGUGAGGGACCCAUUAUUGUUGGUUUGGUGGAUGGGAAGGUUCGUGCAGCAUUGCCAAAGUCUCAGAAAGCUCAGACUCUCUACACAGCUGACUCAAUAACUAUUGCAUUGGCUUCAAAUGUACGCGGCACUGGGUUUCUAUCAAGUCAUGCCGAUGGCAGUAUCAUAAAGUAUCAUUUAACAGAUGAUGGGACUCAUGAACCAUCAGGACGUAUUUGCACUCAUAGUGUACCUGCAUAUGCAUUAGCCUGGCCUCAGUCGCAUAUCAUGGCAGCAGGAUGUGACAGACGAGUGUCUUUUUACGAUUCCCAUGGAAAGCUUGUGAAGACUUUCGAUUAUAGCCGCGAGGAUGAAAAGGAGUUCGGGGUUGCCUGCUGCAGUCCUAGUGGACAAAGCGUUGCCGUCGGAUCCUGGAAUAAAAUAAGAAUACUGGAUUGGAGUCCUCGACGAUCCAUCUGGGAAGAAGCGAACACUAAGUCUUUACCAAACUUUUACACUGUCACUGCAAUAUCUUGGCGUCGUGACGGCUCCAGACUCCUUAUGGGUAGUCUCUGUGGCGCAGUGGAACAAUUCGAAACCGUGUUAAAGAGAACAGUGAUUCGAAGCAGUCACGAAGUGGCAUACGUGGGUCCUAGUCAGGUGGUUAUUCGACCACUGCAAGAAGGCAACAGGCCAGUAAUCAUCAGAUCCCAGGCAGGAUACGAGAUAGAGGAUGUGAAGGUCCUUGGACGCACUGACAACAAUGUAGUAGCUCGCACAGCCAACACGCUGUUACUCGCGGAUAUAGAGUUGAACUUGAUCAGUGAAAUUCUCUGGGAUGACAAGAGUAACAGCGAGAAAUUCUUUUUCGAGUACCCAAGGGUGUGCCUCAUCUUUUGCGCCGGUGAGUUGACUAUUGUCGAGUAUGGGAACAAUGAACCACUGGGCUCCGUGAGGACAGAAGCGGUGAAUCCUCAUGUGGUCAGUGUAAGGAUCAACGAGAGGCAGGUAUCGGGCAGUUUGGACAAUAAAAGGCUAGCUUAUUUAUUGGAUCCUCGAACAGUCCGUCUUGUGGAUCUUGUGACGGGUACCACUGUAGCAAUGAUUUCUCAUGAUGUGCGCGUAGAUUGGCUAGAGUUAAGCGAAACAGGUCACAGAUUGCUAUCAAGAGACAAGAGAGCCAGGUUGUGGUUGAGCGACGACUUGGGUGGACGAAAUUUACUCUUAACCGGAGUCAGCUUCGCCUCCUGGGUGUUGGGCAGCGAUGUGGUCGUGGCUCAGAGUAACCAAACAUUGGCAGUUUGGUACAACGUGGAUGCUCCAGAAGUAGCCACGCUGAUCCCAGUUCGUGGGGACGCCAUAGAUAUCGUCAGAGAAGAUGGCCGAACCUCUGUCACAGUGGAUGAGUUAGGUGGAAAAGUAGCCUACUUGCUGGACGAACCUCUGAUUGAAUUUGGUACUGCGUUGCACGACAACGACUUCGGUAGAGCUUUACUGUUCCUGGAGGAGCUGGCAGAUAGACCUCAAGCAGAGGCCAUGUGGGAGAAUGUAGCUAGAAAUGCGAUGGCUACUAGACAAUUGCUGGUCGCUGCUAGGUGCUAUGCAGCUCUGGGGGAUGUGGCUUGUUCCAGAUUUCUGAAGAAUAUCAUAGCUGUUGGAGAAAAGUACAGCCUUGAGACUGGAAACGACCCCCUCUCAAGCCCAGAUUGUUGGGCCAAGCUCGCAAUUCUCAAUGGCGAGCUGAAGACAGCGGAGGCUAUCUACUUGGAGCAGAACGAAUUAAACCAGGCUCUUAACAUGUAUCAGAAGUAUUGGCGAUGGGAAGAUGCGCUGUUCCUGGCACAGAAUCGUGGCUGGCCUGGUUUACUAGAACUCAGAGACAGGUAUUUAACGUGGCUGCUGGAAAGCGAACAAGCAGCUAGGGCUGCUGCUAUCCUGGAAGUCUCCAACCCACGACGAGCAGUCAAACUAUACCUGGAGGCUCGUCGAGCCGGGCGGGCAGCCCGGCUAGUUCUGGCGAACGAUGAACUAUUAGAAGACAAAUCUAUCGUUAAGGAAAUUGUCAGGGUACUAAAAGCAACAGAUCUGAUGGAGCUUGCGGGGGAACUAUUGGAAAAGACUUCGGAACCUUUGGAAGCUAUCGCAUGCUAUUCCCAAGCUGGAGUAUUCGCGAGGGCUCUGGAAUUGGCUAGAAAAGUAGAUCCCACCUCAGUGGUGGACUUGGAGCGUGAUUGGGGCAAGCACUUGUCCUCUGUUGGUCAUUAUGAUGCAGCUAUCAAUCACUUCAUCGAAGCUGGGGAAACUGCGCUAGCUCUGGAUGCCGCUAUUAACGCACGCCAGUGGAGAAAGGGUUUGCAGAUUUUGCAAGUGAUCGAGGAUGACAACGUAGCGAUACGAAAGAAGUGCGAGAAAUUAGCAGAGUAUUUCGCUUCUAUAGGCGAGAAGAACGUAGCAGAGAGACUCCUCCUUAGGGCUGGGGAUGCUCGACGUGCGGUGGAUGUCCAUGUGCAGAACGGCAAUUGGAUUCGUGCAUACGAAGUGGCUAAAGAGCACAUGACUCCAGAGGAAGCGAACGAGGUGCUGGCCAAGCACGCGGCCAUUCUGUGCGACGCAGGUGACUUGAAGCACGCCGAAGAACUGUACCUUGCCAUAGGUGAACAUGAUAAGGCCAUAGCCAUGCACAAGAAGGCAGGCCGUCGCUCAGACAUGGUGAGAUUGGUAGGAAAGUACAGGCCAGAUCUGCUGGAGACAACUCACGCGCAUUUGGCGAAGGAGUUGAGUGCUUCUGGAAAGCCUCGAGAAGCUGAAGAGCAUUAUCUUGCUGCUGGAGAUUGGAGAGGUGCUGUUACCACUUACAGAUCAGCCAACUUGUGGGAGGACGCUCUUCGAGUCGCCAAACAGGGUGCUGGAGACGCUGCUGCACAGCAAGUCGCCUUAAUGUGGGCACGUUCACUAGCCCCAGAACUGGGAACAAAAUUACUGAUACGCGUAGGCUACUUGAACAGUUGUCUUCAACUAGCAUGCGAAGCUGGACUGUUCGACUGGGCGUUGGAAAUUGCCAAAUAUGCCGAUGAUGAUCAGAAGAAAGAGGUCCACUAUAGAUACGCUAUGGCGCUGGAGGACGCUGGUCGUUUCUCCGACGCUGAGAAGGAAUUCAUCAAAGCAGGAAGGACUAUGGAGGCUGUCCAAAUGUACAUACACACUCGUGACUGGGAAGCUGCUGAAGAUGUGGCACAAACAAUCAACCAGGAUGCUGUUUCACAAGUUCUUAUCGCCAGGGCUGCCGAUGCAACGGAAUCUCAGAAUUAUUCUCUUGCGGAAACUUUAUUGUUGAGGGCCCACAAACCUGAGAUUAUCAUCGAUCAUUAUAAGGCUGCAGGAAUGUGGUCCGAUGCAUUACGUGUUUGUAGAGAGUACUUGCCAAGUCAAGAGACGAAUCUUCGACGCGAAUUGGGUCAGAAAAGUGCUUCUCUGACUGGGGUGGAUGCUUUUGAGGAAGCUAAGAAAUGGUUGGAGGUCGGAGAAGUGCGAACAGCUUUGGAUAUCUUGAUUCUUGAUCCCCAGGCACCCAGGUCGUCCCUUAUUCGAGCAGCUGAGAUUGUGCUUCAUCAGGCUGACCCAGAAACAACAACACAAGUUGGGGCUGACCUUGGCUCAAGAUUGUUUGCCAUUGGCGAACAUGUUCUGGCUGCACAGGUAUUCUUGCAAGCAGAUAGAUUGAAGGACGCCAUAGAAGCGUUGGCGUCAGUAGGGGAGUGGGAAAGAGCUAGACGCAUAGUAAGAGAACUCGCACCAGAUAUCGAGCCCUACUUGGAAGAUAAGUACAAGGAAGCUAUGUUGAGAGACGGACAGAUAGAUAGACUGGUGGAAAUAGAUAUGGAUGCUGGCUUGGAAAUGCUAGCAAGCAAGGGACAAUGGAAUCAACUAUUCGAAACAGCAAGUAGCUCCCAAAACUCUCAAACUCUGCACAGAUAUUUGGCGCAGCGAGCGGUACAACUUCUGAAAGGGCACUCGCCACUUGAAGCUCUGCAAUUGUAUGCUAAAUACGGAGCACCUCCUAUUCCACAAAAUUUUAACCUCUAUCUACAGUUGGCGGAGAGUGUUCUUAACUCAGAGGCAUAUUACCAGUACAAGCAUUUAGCCCUUCUGCGCACCGUUCUCUUGGACAUCUGGAAAAAUUUAAAGUCUACUACUGCGCCUAGAUCCAAAUUUGAGAGACUACUUCAGUCGUCUCACUACGCAGCUGUAAAACGUGCGUGUAGCGAUUAUCCUGUGCUCUCUGGACUGGUUUUAAAGUGCUCUAUCACUCUGCUGAGGUACACCGACUUCCUUCUGGCUGACCGAGCCUACUAUGAAGCUGGCGUCGAAACACGAACAGCUGGAUUAAGCAGUGAAGCCUUUGUUUUCUUAAACCAUUUCCUUGACUUGGAAGAAUGUAUCGAGGAAGGUGACAGCACAGUGUUGGAUGUGGAUGACCUGGCUGUAACGGAUUUCCCAACAGAGGUUCCGCUGCCAGAAUCCCUGAGCAUGUCAGUGGAACAACGAGAAGAAGCUCGCGAAUGGGUGCUUACGGUGUCUAUGGAUCAAAAGGUGGAGCAAGUCUUACCUGUUGAUCAUAGAGGUGUUUAUGUGGGUUCGUUGAGUUCCCCGGAAGGAGCAGGAGCUCUUCAAGGCUGUAUUUUGACAGGUUUUCCUGUGCGGGGCCCGACAAUUCGGUUUGCAGAGGGUGAGGCUGUGGCAGAUCGUGACGAUUGGACAAAAUUAAUCAACACAGCACGACAAACUUCCCAGGAGUCUAUGCUCAACGAUGUCCUCGCUUUUGUUCAAGAGUGGUGCGGAGCAGUUCCCAGUUAUUCUUUUUGAAGACAUUCUACACUCUACUUUUUCAUUAAACUGCUUAUGCUUGAUAGAAUAUACUUAAGGUAUAGUGGAAAUACAGAAACAACGGAGAUCUUUCAUUUCUCUAGAAUUUAUUUAAAUAAGGCUGCAUUAUGUAAAUAAUUAGUCUAACUUAAGCAUAAAUAAUUCUAUAUUGUGUGAAUAUACAUGCGUACAUAAUGUGUGUCCAUGGGAUUCUCACAUCUUACUUUAAACUGACUCUAUAUAUAACUAAAACCUUGACAAGUUGUUGAGAUAGCUAUCACUCGUUGUCCAAAUACCUAUCCGCAAUGAGCACUUAGAUGACUACUUGGUGAAGACUAUGCACGCGUUGCAUUUGUACACAGGCUGUAUCUUAAUAACAAUAGUACAAGUUUAGCAGGAUGAAACAUAAUAAUUUCUAAAACUCUCGAAUUUCUUCUUUUAUAUAUCUAUAGAUCCUUAAUGCGUCUUAGGCUUAUACUUGGUCGCCUAAAUUAAGACAAAAUGAAGAAAAAAUAACGAAGAAG
Hylaeus volcanicus is the source of this 5781-nucleotide messenger RNA. RefSeq names its product intraflagellar transport protein 172 homolog (gene Oseg2). Gene Ontology annotation, biological process: intraciliary transport. The transcript is spliced from 13 exons. The record is from RefSeq and is a predicted model, not a curated record. Gene Ontology annotation, cellular component: ciliary basal body; intraciliary transport particle B; axoneme. Gene Ontology annotation, molecular function: protein binding. NCBI's taxonomy places the organism in Eukaryota, Metazoa, Arthropoda, Insecta, Hymenoptera, Colletidae. Bases 53 to 5257 code for a protein of 1734 amino acids.